Messenger RNA from Xenopus laevis (African clawed frog), 7986 nucleotides. RefSeq names its product SH3 and multiple ankyrin repeat domains protein 3 (gene shank3.L). Lineage: Eukaryota; Metazoa; Chordata; Amphibia; Anura; Pipidae. The record is from RefSeq and is a predicted model, not a curated record. The transcript has 22 exons. Gene Ontology annotation, cellular component: postsynaptic density; postsynaptic membrane; dendritic spine. The coding region runs from base 194 to 5863 and encodes 1889 amino acids. Gene Ontology annotation, molecular function: synaptic receptor adaptor activity; ionotropic glutamate receptor binding.
AAAGUCCAAACGGCUGUGAGCGGGACCUGAGAGAGGUACACAGCUGUGUGUGUCUCUCUGUGGACUUUAUAUUUCCUCUGUUGAUGUUACCGUGUUAUAUUUUGGCUCAGGAGAGUGGCUUCAUGGGCAGUAGGUCAAGUCACAUGUUGUUAUUCUGUCACGUGUCAGUGGAAAGUAAUGAUAAGUAGCAAAGAUGCAGUCUCUCCGCUCCUCCCCCUCUCCUGCUCAUGUUGUGUCUCCGGUUCCUGAGCUCCCGGAGCAGCCCGGACCCCCCCCACCCAGCCCCCCUCAGGGGCCCCCGAGGGACCCCGGGGCUCCCGGCACCCCUCGCCUCUCUGGGGGAGAUCCAGAGACCCCGGAACCAGAGAGCCAGUCCCCCAAUAGAGGAAGAGACACCCCCACAAGGUUCAGAAGCCCCAACUUUGGAUAUCACCCUGAUUCCAGCAGAGAACCCCAAGGCACAGAAAAACUCACCCCAGCCAGAGAUAUCAGCACCCAAAUUAAAGAGCGUGAGCUUUCCAGCCCUGAUAGAAACCACCACAUCGAAGAGAGCAGCAUCCCAAUCAGAGACAGAUACCCCACCUUCGGAGGCAGAAAUACCCCAAGUAGAGAUAGGGGAUCCCCCAUCAGUGACAGAUACUCUGUCAGGUCUGCCAGCGAUCUCAAGAUCAGAGACAGAGAGCUCCCUGUCAGCAACAGAGACCCCCACGGCUCAGACGGAGACCCCCCCGGCCGGCGGAUGGAAGAGACAGCGAGGAACGCGGUGAUCAUCAGGAUCGGCAUCCCGGACCUGCAGCAAACGAAGUGCCUCCGGCUGAACCCUGAUGCUCCGGUGUGGGUGGCCAAACAGCGCAUCCUGUGUACACUAAAUCACAGCCUAAAGGACGUUCUGAAUUAUGGGCUCUUCCAGCCUGCUUUCAAUGGGAGAGCUGGCAAAUUCCUGGAUGAGGAACGGCUUCUGCGGGAAUACCCACCUUCUUUGGCAACACCUGUUCCUUACCUGGAGUUCCGGUACAAGAGGCGAGUUUACACACAGACACUGCUGGAUGACAAACAGUUUGCCAAACUUCAUACAAAGGGUAAUCUAAAAAAGUUCAUGGAGUACAUUCAAUUACAGAAUGCUGAAAAAGUGACCAGACUGCUAGAGAGAGGUAUAGAUCCUAACUAUCAGGAUCCAGACACGGGAGAAUGUCCUCUAACCCUUUCAGCGCAGUUGGAAGGUGGAGCAGAACUGGUAAAGUUUUUGCGAAAUGGGGGAGCACAUCUUGACUUCAGAACUCGUGAGGGUCUAACGGCUCUGCACAAAGCGGUUCAUUACCGCAACCAUGCCGUACUGAUGACCCUCUUGGAUUUGGGUGCUUCACCUGACUAUAAGGACAGCCGUGGCCUAACACCACUCUAUCACAGUGCUAUGGUUGGGGGUGAUCCUUACUGUUGUGAACUGCUUCUCCGAGACUAUGCCAGCCUCGGCUGUGAGGAUGAAAACGGCUGGCAGGAGAUUCACCAGGCUUGUCGGUAUGGACAUGUUCAACAUUUGGAGCAUCUUCUGUUUUAUGGAGCUGAUAUGAGAGCACAGAAUGCGUCAGGGAACAGCGCUCUGCACCUUUGUGCACUCUACAAUCAGGAGAGCUGUGCUCGGGUUCUUCUCUUUCGCGGGGCAAGUAAAGAGAUUCGGAAUUUCAACAACCAGACUGCAUUCCAGGUUGCCAUUAUUGCAGGAAAUUUUGAACUUGCAGAAAUAAUCAAAACUCACAAAGAAUCUGACAUUGUGCCUUUUCGGGAGACUCCAAGUUACACAAAGCGCAGACGUGUUGUGAGCUCUGUGGGUCUCUCAUCUCCGCGCUUCCUGCAGCGCUCUGCCAGUGACAACAACCUCAACUCAGAAGGAGCUCACUAUUCCCCAGUGCCCUCGCUCCGUGGUCUGCCCCCACAGUUUCUUUCCCAGGGGCCAGAGGUCUCCAGGGUAGCAGCAGUGGGGGACAGCAGUCUUGCAAGCACUACUAGUUCCCGUAGCACCCACAGUCGCUCCCCAUCACUGCACCGUGCCAGAGAGGAAAGAGAUAUUGACACCCACACCCUUCGAAGAGGACGAGGCAAGAGCAGCCCAGGGCCACUGGAUGUGAGGAGUACUGGCCCUCGAGGGCCCAAAAGGAAGCUGUACAGUGCCGUCCCAGGAAGAACAUUCAUUGCAGUGAAAUCAUAUGAACCGCAAGGACCUGGAGAGAUUCAACUCAACAGAGGAGAGAGAGUGAAGGUGUUAAGCAUAGGUGAAGGGGGCUUCUGGGAAGGUUCUGUGAAGGGCAGAAGUGGCUGGUUUCCAGCAGACUGUGUGGAGGAAGUACAGAUGAGACAGCCAGAUCCAAGGCAAGAAACCCGUGAAGAUCGAACAAAGAGGCUCUUCAGACAUUACACAGUCGGAUCCUAUGACUCCUUCACAUCACACAGUGACUACAUCAUCCAGGAGAAGGUGGCACGGUUGCAGAAAAGAGAACUGGAGGGAUUUGGUUUUGUACUGCGAGGGGCAAAAGCUGAGACACCAAUUGAAGAGUUCACACCCACGCCUGCCUUCCCUGCUCUGCAGUAUCUGGAGUCUGUUGAUGUGGAUGGAGUGGCCUGGAGGGCUAGCCUUAGAACUGGGGACUUCUUGAUAGAGGUGAAUGGUGUAAAUGUGGUGAAGGUCGGACACAAGCAAGUGGUAUCUCUAAUUCGACAAGGAGGUAGCCACUUGACCAUGAAAGUUGUGUCUGUAAGUCGGAAACCUGAAAGUGAGGAGGCUAUGCGCAGAAGGGCUCCCCCACCACCGAAGAGAGCGCCAAGCACCACACUUACCCUGAGAUCCAAGUCCAUGACAGCUGAGCUUGAAGAACUGGAAAGACUUGAUGAAAUCUUGGUGGCAUCGGAUCCCUCCUUGUGCCCAGAAAUUGCUGAAGCUGAUUCUAGAGCUGCUACUGUCAAACAGAGACCAACAAGCAGGCGCAUCACCCCAGCUGAGAUCAGUUCAUUGCUGGAGAGGCAGGGGAUUCCCCAACAUGCAGUAUCCCAUUACCCCAUCGAGAAACAUCAUUUUCCUCUUCAUCAUGGAAUGUCUCGGACAAAAUCUGUGGGUGAGGAUGAGAAGUUAUCAGAUUCUUUCUUUGAUGGCCGUUUUCCACGCAGUACAUCCAUGCAGGAUUCAUUAAGGGAAGGUCCUAGAAUCCCACCACCCCCACAAAAAGCUGCACCACCUCCUCCAACUCCAUAUUAUUUUGACACUGGACCACCCCCAACUUUUUCCCCACCCCCUCCUCCAGGCAGAGGUUAUGAUACAGUGCAUUCCAGCUUCAAACCAGGGUUUGAAGCCAGGUUUCAUGGGCUCCAACAUGGAAUGGGUUCUGCUGAGCUUCUAAGCAUGGAUCGUGGUCUGCCCCCUCCUGAUAGACAAAAGAGAGCUCGCUCCAUGAUAAUCCUUCAGGAUACAUCCCAUAUCCCAGUAGAACCCACAAGUAUUCCACGACCAGGUCCAUCUCCUACUCCUCCAGAGAAACUGAAAAGAAGAAGUCGAGCUGCAGAAAAUACAUAUGCCAACGUGGGUAUUUAUGCACCAAUGAAGCCACAAAGAAAGAAGAGCCCCCUUGUGAAGCAGCUUCAAGUGGAAGAUGCCCAGGAAAGAGCAGCAUUAGCUAUGGUUGGAAGCUUUUCGCGUGAUCCUUCACCAUCUCAGCGCAGCCCAAGACAGAGCAUGAUGGAACUACGGACAGCUCACCAUGAUCCACUCAGUAGUCCUUUUGUGACAGCACUUGCAGGAGUGAUGAAGGAACGUGAAAGGAGGCUGGAUGAAAAGCGUAAAUCCACAGUCUUCCUCUCAGUCGGAGCACUAGAGGGUACACCUCCAUCUCCAGAUCUCCCAUCCCUGCAGCCUUCUCGAUCUGUUGAUGAGCGAUUGUUGGGGAGUCGUGACGUUCUUCUUCCCUCACCUGGAUCCUCUUUAAAAUCUUUAAUGUAUAGUGGUUCUCAUUCCACUUUUAUUCACCCACUAACUGGCAAGCCUCUUGAUCCAAACUCACCCCUUGCUCUUGCGCUGGCCGCAAGGGAGAGAGCACUAUCUGCUCAGGCACCUUCUCCCCCUCCUCCAAGGACACCUACCCCAGUAAGGAGCCCAGAAUCAGACAGAGCUCCUCCACUCUUCCUGGAAAUACAAACCAAAGAGGGAGAGAUGGGAAUGGAGUUGGAAGGGUCGGCAUCCCCAAUUUACAGUCCAUCAGGGGCACAAAUUAAAGGUCAGUGGAUAACACCUUUACGCAGAGAUGGAAACAUUCGCCCAGAUAAGAGCCCCGAGAGACCAGAGAGCAAGGUGGAAGAGCGAAAACCUAUGAUCCUAAGCAUUGUGGACACAUCUCAACAGAAAACAGCAGGCCUUAUCAUGGUUCAUGCUACGAGCAAUGGAACAGAAGAAAAAGAACAGGAGCCAAAAGCUACAAUUGACAAGAAGGAAGUUGUACAACCCCCAGAUAUUGAAGAGAAAGCCCCCUCCAGCUCUUCAUCUGACAAGACACUUGGCCAGGGAAGCUCAGAAGAAGAAGUUGAACCCUUUGGAGGCAACCUGCCACCUGCCAUGCUUUCCUCAAGUGAUGAGGAGACAAGAGAAGAGCUGGCAAAAAUUGGACUGUUGCCUCCUCCUGUUGCAUUUGCCAAUGGAGUUCUGGUCACCAAAACUGGCACCCCCAUAAGCCAACUGACUAGACCUGGUUCUUUGGCUGUGCCAUCUGCCAAGCAAGCCAGCAGUACAACACCCUCAGGGAAGCCCUCUGAUGCACCACUUCCCCACCCGGAGUCAGCUACAGAUUCAGGUGUGGAAGAAGUGGACACGAGGAGCUCGAGUGACCACCACCUGGAGACCACGAGCACCAUUUCUACUGUGUCUAGUAUGUCCACUCUUUCCUCUGAAAGUGGCGAACCCACUGACACCUACACCUCGUAUGCUGACGGUCAAACUUUUAUACUCGAGAAGCCACCAGUGCCUCCAAAGCCCAAACUCAAGUCUCAACUGAUGAAGGGCACCGUGACCUUCAGGGACCCCCUGCUCAAACAAUCCUCGGACAGUGAGCUCAUUGCCCAGCAGCAACUUGCAGCGGGCCGCCCGCGCUACCUCUUUCAGAGAAGAUCUAAGCUAUGGGGAGACCCAGUUGAGAGCCGACCCCUUUCCCACGGGGGCCCUGUGGAAAUAGAAAAGCCGUCAGUGAUUGGAGAAAUCAGUUCCCGACUCCAGCUGCUGAACAAGGACACACGAUCACUAGGGGAGGAGCCAUCAAUUCCAGGAAUGGAACCGGUUAAGAAGUCUCCCGUAGUGGCAGCUCGCUUGUUCAGCAGUCUUGGAGAGCUGCACACUAUUUCCCAGCGCAGCUAUGGAACAUCCUACACCGUACGCCCCGGGAGCAGACACCCACUGACUCGCCGGGCCCCAAGCCCUGUGCCAUCUUCCUCUGAGAGAGUGGAGCCAUUAGGAGGGGCACGAUCUUACACACUUACGCCUCCCACUAUCCUGAAGUCCUCCAGCCUUUCAGUUCCUCACGAACCUAAGGAGGUGCGCUUUGUAGUGAGAAGUGUCAGUGCCCGGAGCCGAUCUCCUUCUCCAUCUUCUGGGCAUCCCCUGCAUCCUACUCGUCCAUUUAUGCAGAAGCCCCUCUCACUAUGGAAUAAGUAUGAUGUGGGUGACUGGCUGGAGAGUCUAAACCUGGCUGAACAUCGCCUCAAGUUCCAGGACAAUGAAAUUGAAGGCUCUCAUCUACCUGCUCUAACUAAGGAUGAUUUUGUAGAACUGGGGGUUACCCGUGUGGGCCAUCGUAUGAACAUUGAGCGUGCCCUUCGUCAGCUGAGCACCAGCUGACCCGGCCAGGAGCUGCGGUCCCAAUCCUCGGGAGAGCAACUCUGCACCGCUUCGGGGGGAGGAAUGACUUUACAUACACAUAGUGACAGGCAUUGCCCUGAACACACAGAACAAAUACAAAGGGGAACAGACAGCACUGUACCAACACAUACAAUGCAACAGUGCCCAAAACAUACAGAGCAAACCUCUUGCUUUGCACACAUACAGAGUCCGACACACUGCCCUGAAAAUACACACAGGAGGACAGCACACUGCACUGAGCUCGUACCCAGGGGAACACAUUGCAGUUCACACACUGUCACAAUAACAUCUGCAAUCACACUUAGCCUUUCACAGGCCGACACUCUUACGUUGACACACACUGACAGCCAGACUGUAAAACAUACAUUAUCUGAGACAUAAAUGAAAAUGCAUUUAAAGAGUACCCACCAACAUACAGUUUCCCAUUAACAGACAGAGGCAUUAAUAAUACACUUAUAUGUAGAACAACAAGUUUACAUUUAUUGUAGCUCAAAACACACAUUCCUCUCCUCUCCUUGUGCGGUGCAAUGGGGCCCAGUCACUGAUUCCCCAACUCUCUUUCUCUUUCUGUGCCAUGGAGGGCAGGAAGGAUCAGUCCCGGGGUCCCAGGGCCAGGCCACUGUGUGUAAAUUCUAAUUUUUUUUAAGCUGAACAACAAAGGGAUCGCAGUCAGACACAGAAAGGGGCAAACCUCCAUACCAAGAUGGGACUCAUGGAGAGAAAUCCAUGGAUUGGGCUGGAAGAAUCCGCAGGUUCCAGCCACCGCCACUGUGGGACGCUUUUUAUGCAUCUUUUUAAUUAGCUAUAUAUUUGAAGAGAAAAUGACUUAACUAUAUAUAUAUCCAUAUAUAUAUCUAUAUAUAUAUAUAUCUAUAUACACAACACCCUCUCACUGGACUUUUUAUAUAUAUACAGCAAAUCUGGGGAUGUUUAGAGGUUUUUGCGUGUCCCGCGCUGCCUCAUUUUGGGAUUUAAAUUUUUAUUUGGGUUUUGAUUUGUUAAAGUUUUUUUUAUCAAGGUUCUAAGAGUUAUUUCAAUAAACCCCUCACCAUGCCACCAGCAUUCCUUACAAUGAGACAUGCAUAUUUAUUUUUUUUUUUUGGUCAACAUCUCACAUGGGGUAAUUAUUACCUUGGAAUAAUCAUUAUCAUUUUAUAUUUAUGUGCACAUUGGGGCUCAUUAAAAUCACCCAUCCGUGUAGCCAAAAGAAAAGUUUGUAUUUUAGUUGUGAAUUCUAUGGUUGGGUGUCCUGGGAUAACUCUUUGUUAUGUUUGAUGGAUUUCAUCUUUUAUUUCCUAGGAUAUUCCAUGAGGGUUUUCUUCGGAGGUGGGUUUUUCCUGAUUCUAUUUUGUUAAACCCCUUUCACUGGACAUUUUAGUUAAAUAUUAAGGGGGAAGAAUCAUUUGGAUUAAUUGUUUAUAUUUAAUUUGGAGGUAAUGUUGACUUUAUCCAGGGUUUUGUCUAUUCAGGUCUUCAGUAUUAGCAAUUAUUUCCUCACUACAUUGCUUUUCAUGGUUGAGCCGGAGAAAGAAUAGACCCCUCUCCUUUGAGCAGUGUACAGCACCCUGACAAAUGACACCCAGAAUUCCUCUCACAUUGCAGUUAUGUCCCAAGAUAUUGCACGACAUGCAGUAGACUGUUGAUAUCUAGGCAACAAUCUCAUGCAAUGCCUUGCAUAUUGUCACCUACUUGUGGACAUUGACUGGAGAUGAGGGAGGAUCACGGAGCCGGCUGGGUCCUCUCAUGUACUAUGUCCCUGUGCACCUGAGGAUACAUUACCCGGGGGUGACCGACCUGGAUCCGGUGUGCCUUACUGCCAUGAUAAUCGCUUCAGGUCCCUAGUGGGGAGAAGCAAUCUGAUGAUAUCCCAUUCCCUGCAGUGCCUUAUCGCCAUUGUGGAGCUUAGACAAGACCCUCUGACUGUGCUACAUGCGCUGCUCUUUUAGAGCAGGAGAAUAUACAGCCCCCAAGAUGGAGCGAUCGCUGCUGCUUCUCUGACUGGAAUAGCCCGAACCCCAUGACCCAAUUGAGCCUCAUACACAGGGCUAUAUUCCAGCUCCCUGCUUGCUAGAGGGAUUUCACUGAGCCAGGUUACAAGGCAA